AUGUCAAGGAAGUUCCUCCAUAUAAGGGAGAUAGAUGACAAUACCACUGGUUGGACCGCCAUUGUUCAAGUAGUAGAAAAAUGCCAUCCCCAGUAUAGUAAACCACCCAAAUAUGUUCAAUUUCAAAGAUAUCUGCUAACAGACUCAGAUUUUUUCAUGUUUAUGAACAAUCAGGGAACCAAAGUAUCUGCUAUUUGCAUAUUCAAGUAUAUGAACCACAAAACAGAAGUUGCCACAUUUUUUAACAAAGGUUCAUGCAAAGAUGGUAAUAUUCUCUUGCCCCCACCAUCAGUUACUGCUAUUACUACUGUCCAAGCAGCAAAGGCUUCUCUAAAAUCCGUUAAGAAAAUAUUUUCUCAACCCUCUUCGUCAAUCCACCAUAGCCGCGCGACGUCUUCAUCAGAUUCUUGUCCGAUCAACCAUGGGCAUAGCAGUGAAACCGCGAGUUCCAACCGCCGUGCAGCAAGGGAGAACCAAGGGUCCCGAACAACAGCAACUCCUUCUCCCUCGGGUGACGUUCGAUCAAGUCUGAAGCCAAGAGACGAGCCGUCACCGACGAGCCUCCACCGUCGGGAUUUUCGAGAAAGGCAGACAUAA
Messenger RNA from Striga asiatica, 597 nucleotides. Lineage: Eukaryota; Viridiplantae; Streptophyta; Magnoliopsida; Lamiales; Orobanchaceae. The record is from the annotation of a GenBank genome assembly.